Messenger RNA from Nymphalis io (European peacock), 770 nucleotides. RefSeq names its product rRNA-processing protein FCF1 homolog (gene Bka). The transcript is spliced from 2 exons. Lineage: Eukaryota; Metazoa; Arthropoda; Insecta; Lepidoptera; Nymphalidae. Gene Ontology annotation, cellular component: small-subunit processome; nucleolus. Bases 120 to 737 code for a protein of 205 amino acids. The record is from RefSeq and is a predicted model, not a curated record.
GUCAGUUUGUAUUUACUAACCAAAUAACACUCACGUGUUAUUUAAUUUAUAACAUUCAUAAACUGGAUAAAGAAAUAUUAUAACACUAUAGUGAUUAUAAUUAAUAAAUCAAUUAUACCAUGGGUAAGCAAAGAAAAACGAGAAAAAUCGUCGAAAAACGAUUUGCACAAAUGAAAAAGAUUAUUAGUCCAAGUGAUAACAGAAUAAAGGCCAGUGAGAGAGCAGAACCUAGAAAAAAAAAGAAAAUUGAUCCACAUGAGGUUAAGAUUCGUGAAGUACCACAAGCGAGUUCUGCUUUAUUUUUUCAAUACAACACCCAACUGGGACCUCCGUAUCACAUUUUAAUUGAUACGAAUUUCAUAAAUUUCUCUAUAAAGAACAAAUUGGAUGUUAUACAGAAUAUGAUGGAUUGUUUAUAUGCUAAAUGUAUUCCAUAUGUAACAGACUGUGUUCUAGGCGAGUUGGAAAAACUCGGUCGUAAGUAUAGGGUUGCUCUAAGAAUAAUAAAAGAUCCACGUUUUGAAAGACUUGCUUGCUUACAUAAAGGUACCUAUGCUGAUGAUUGCAUAGUACAAAGAGUAACACAACAUAAAUGUUAUAUUGUCGCAACAAAUGACAAAGACCUAAAGAGGAGAUUACGAAAAAUACCAGGUGUUCCCAUUAUGUAUGUGGCUCAACAUAAGUAUACCAUAGAAAGAAUGCCUGAUGCCUAUGGUGCUCCUAAAGGUGCAGUAUAGUAAAUAAGUGAAUAAAGUUUUUUUUUUAACUUU